This is a messenger RNA of Protopterus annectens (West African lungfish), 3715 nucleotides long. RefSeq names its product RAB3A interacting protein like 1 (gene RAB3IL1). Gene Ontology annotation, molecular function: guanyl-nucleotide exchange factor activity. Bases 260 to 1510 code for a protein of 416 amino acids. Gene Ontology annotation, cellular component: Golgi to plasma membrane transport vesicle. Gene Ontology annotation, biological process: exocytosis. The transcript has 12 exons. Lineage: Eukaryota; Metazoa; Chordata; Ceratodontiformes; Protopteridae. The record is from RefSeq and is a predicted model, not a curated record.
CCGGGACUGCUGAAAUGAGAAACUGGAGUAAGCAUUACUGAGGUGGAGCAGGGAGAUUCUCCUGCAGUGCAGAUGACUGAAGAAUGUAGAACAUGGUAAAGCUGUACAACAGAAAUGUUAAGAAACCAUCUGGAAAAAAUCUUUGCAGGACCACAAGCUCUUGUAUGAACUGAUUUGCCCAUAACUGAGUAUUCUUUCCAUUACAAUGCUGUCUCGUGAAACUGGAUAUUUGGGGUGAGAACAAGCUGCACAUAACACAAUGUGGAAAAGCCAAGCAGUGGUGGAAGAAGGAAAGCAUCACUUAGCUAAUCUGAGGAUUGGGACCGUGUGGAAAGAAUCAAUGCCAUCAGAAGAUGGAAUGGGACCAGGGUUCAAGUCUAAGGAAAGGGAGAUUCAACGAUCCAUUCAGAGUGAAGAAGAACAUACCAAAGUAAAUUUCAUGUCUCGUCUGAGGAGCUCCUCUGUAGAAAUUCGAGAGAAAGGCUCAGAGAUUCUAAGAGAAGAGCUGUUGAAAGCUCAGAAGGAGCUACAGUUGAAAGAUGAGGAAUGUGAGCGACUUUCGAAAGUUAGAGAUCAGCUUGAACGGGAGUUGGAAGAACUGACUGCAAGCCUUUUUGAGGAGGCUCACAAAAUGGUGCGGGAAGCCAAUACCAAACAGGCAUUAUCAGAGAAGCAACUAAAAGAAGCCCAUGGCAAGAUUGACAUGCUUCAGGCUGAGGUUACAGCACUAAAAACCCUGGUGAUUACCUCAACUCCUUCUUCUCCAAAUCGUGAGUUACACCCCCAGCUUCAGAGCCCAUCCAAAGUUGUCUUUAAGAAGGGCCACUCUCGCAACAAGAGUACCAGCAGUGCCAUUGUCACACCAGCCCCUCCAGCCCCACAGGUCCAGCCGGUCAGCAAGGAAAGCAAAGAGUCUGCUGUUCCUGCUCUUCUCUCUCUCCUGCUGUGCAUUGUUCCAGGGAGGGCGAUCCAAAUCACCUACGAACCAGUUUGGAAUUGCCCACCAGUCGAUUCAACUGCCCUCAUUCGCCAGGUGGAUCCAGUUCUUUUUGAAGAAUUUCAGCAAUGGAAAGAAGAACCAACGUUGGAUAAGACCUGUCCAUUCUUAGAAAGAAUUUACAGAGAGGAUGUCUGGCCAUGCUUGUCAUUUGCAAAAAGAGAGUUAGCACAAUCUGUCCAGGAUGCAGUUGAAAACAACACAUUAAGCAUUGAACCUGCUGCAGCACAAACAUUGCCUCUUGUGAAAGUAUCUGCUAUCGAGUGUGGGGGUCCAAAUGGGUGGAGGUCUCAAAUUAUAACAAAGUGUGCCUUGACUGGACUGUCAAAGGCUUGUAAACAUCGAAUCAAACUAGGAGAUACUGGAAACUAUUACUACAUCUCACCAUCAUGCAGGGCCAGGAUAACAGCUGUGUGCAAUUUUUUCACCUAUAUCCGUUACAUCCAGCAAGGCUUAGUUCGACAAGAAGGUAAAAGAAGCCUCAAUGUAUGCUACAUAAUCUACAUUUCCUAAGCCUAGUGGAGCAGAUGUACUGGGAAAUUAUGAGACUGAGAAAAGAGAUCGCCACUGCUAAGCUUGGUCUGUAUACAGAUGACACCUAGUGCUGAGAGCAGUUUUAUGGAAGCAGAUAUUCUUUCUUUCUCCAGUAUGCAGGACUGGCUGAAGAAUUUGAGAAAGAAGCCUCAGCUAGGCUGUGUCAGCCACAAUGAACUUAGAAUUCAGUAUUUUUUUUUUUUGCAUGAACAACAUUUAAACUGCUUUUAUCAGUAUUAUUUAUGCAUCGGUUUCAGCUGCUGAUAAUCCCUUUUUAGGAUAAGAGUUUAUUAUUCCAAGCCAGAGGGUGACGAACAUGGAUCCUGUUCUGAAUGUGGUGGUUUUCAGUAAUUCUCAUGGUGGCCUUCAAUAUAUUUAGCAGCUGACAAAGCACAACUUUUUAGUCAUCAUGGCCUGGUUUUGCUGAUUGUACUGAGUGACAAUGAAUUCAGCAUCUCAUUUUAUUCUUUGAUAAAAUGGGAGUAUUUGUAACUGACAAUGUAGAGAAAACUACUCAUAUCUUACUGCAGGCCAGUGGGGAUAUGUUUUUUUGUUUUUCAAAUAUAUAGCAACAUUUUAAGUGUUUAAUGUGGCUCAACAACCUCACACAGGCACCGGCACUGUGUAGUACAUCAUCCAUACCUGUCUCAAGCUACAGUACUGUAACUCACCAAAUAUCUAUGGAAACACCAUCAGAAAUUGCAGUUCUCAGAUGUACUUGCACUGUUUCUGGUAAGCCGUGGCAUUUAAUUGUAACCACAGUAAUACCUAGUUAUUGAUUUCAAUGUUAAACAGUAGGCAUAAGCUGCAUAAAUGUUAAUUCUGAAGUGUAACAAACAAUAAAUGCACAUCUUUUACUAAUGACUUUGUACUGCCUGUUGCAAGUCAAGACAAAAGUUUGCCAGUCCCACCUACAGAGCAAGAGGUACACUAAUCACCUGGUCACCAUUUCUGUUUGUGUGUCAUUUUUCACAUUCCAGCACUCCAAUAAAUGACCAUAAUUUGUUUGGUAGAGAAUAUGUUGAUAGGGACUGCACUUUUUAAGAUAACCUUCCUAAAUGAACAAAUGUCUUUUUUUUCAGGCUGUUGGUUCAUAUUUGUGACAAAUUGAAUGUCCCUGACAGGCAUUUUCUUAACAUAGUGGAUUUUAAUGAUCAGGCAAUUUGGGAGGUGGUGCUACUGACAUUAUUUGGAGCCAGUUCUGUUUUUCAAUUUUUUUUUUAUUGGGGAGAAGCAACUGUUUAGGCUUACCUACUACUACCUUAUGACUUGCGGCUCAAUUGGUCAACUGUGAUAAGUGAUCCAUUGCAAAAUAUGAUUCAUUUUAAUGUAAAAUGUCAGAAAGAAAAAGGUUUGAUGCAUAACACUUCAGUGAAGAAUAAGGAAGUAACUGACAGCUGUUCUAUAUGUGUAAGAACUGCUAAGUGGGCAUCAUUUUACUAACAGCAGCAUCCCCUAGCCUUCCACGAGAAUUGUUAUUAGUACUAAAGUCUAUUCCCUAUCACCACUGAAAAACCUAACUCAUUCUCCCUAUAGUAUUGCGGUAGUGUUGUCGCCUCAUAGCAUGAUGUUGUCCCGUUCGAUUCUCAGCUAGAGCGUCUUCUGUGUGGAGGCAUACGUGAAUGGGGCAUGCCUUCGUUGAAGGUUGUGCGUCAGGGCUGGUAACCCAGUACCUAAAAAUCCACUACCAAUCAUUAGCGGACCGGAGUUCCACUGUGGCGACCCCUAACCGGGAAAAGCCGAAAGAAACAAACAAACAUUCUCCCUAUAGUAUUGAGCAACAAGAGGCUUAGAGGAACCAUGCGCCCUUAUAAAAACAAACCCAAUCUGAAGCAAUCCGUUUUGGCAGCAGUUUGUUUGGCAGAAGGAAACUUCAUUGAGAAGAUAUUUUAAGAUCCAUUUAAUAGAAAAACAGCUAUAAUAUAGAAUUUUGAAAUUUGGAUGACUUAGUAAGUAAAAAAAUAAAAUAAAAUAGAGAAGAAUAUGUCUGUUUCCCUUCAGUUAUACAUUUGAAUCCUUGUUUUUUUUUUCAUUUGGAUGAUCUCUGAAGAGUUAAUGUUGUUUAUUCAUUUUUUGUUAGAAUACGGGCAAAAAUGCUCUUGAAAAUUAUAUCAGAAAUGAGAAAUCCUAUGCUCCAACUCAUUCUACUUUGUUGAACAUUAAAAAGUUGGAAGUGGAAAAUUA